This is a messenger RNA of Suillus fuscotomentosus, 1791 nucleotides long. RefSeq lists its product as uncharacterized. The transcript has 2 exons. The coding region runs from base 1 to 1791 and encodes 596 amino acids. The record is from RefSeq and is a predicted model, not a curated record. NCBI's taxonomy places the organism in Eukaryota, Fungi, Basidiomycota, Agaricomycetes, Boletales, Suillaceae.
AUGCCAUCAUCCACUAAGCUUGCUACAAAACAUUUUUCUGGUUAUUCAUCUGGCCUCUUUAUAUCAUUACACUAUUUCUUCCAUCCAGACACCCUGCAACUAUGGGCUGCACGCUCACCAAGGGAAUACUCUCUACGAGCACGAGCAGGUGAAGAUGAUGGACAUGUCCGACGUGUCACCCAUGCCCUCUAUCCCCGCAUCCUUGUUGUAUUUGAUGAAGACACACAAGGUUGGACAAGAGUCAAUGAUGAGGCAGUAGUGAGGCACAAACCAUAUGUCGCUGUCACCUACUGCUACCCCGAUGUGAUAAAUUCCGGAGGUACAGAGGCACUCAUAGAGCGGGUACGGCAUGCUACCUUAGAUCAAGGAUUCGAUGCGUACUGGCUAGAUCUCGAGUGCUUGCUUGAGGGUCCCAUAGGAAAGGCCCAAGACCUGUAUCGCAUGUCAGACGUCUACCGACUCGCAUCCUUCACACUCAUCAUACUCACCAACAAGAGCGCUUGGCUUUCUUGGGGCAACCGCGUUUGGACUCUGCCGGAAGCUCUCCUUAGUCGCGAGCUGCGAUACAUGGCUGGAAAUGAAACAGUCACCCCCAUUAAUCUCAUCCAAAUCGCUUCCUUAGCUUACCGCCACCACGAUAAAGAAUCCCAGAUUAUCAACUCUUAUGCCCUUGGGAAGGAUCCGGUCGAGAGGUUGGCACGCAAUCUCCAACUCAAAGAAGCAAUAUGGCGUCGAGAAAGCUUUUCCUCUCAGAUUACGAGUCAGCGCAGAGAUUCUCAGGGGAGAUAUCACGCAGAAAAGGUCUAUGCGCUCAUGGGAUUUUUCGAGCAUCACAUUCUCCCGGAUCCUGAGGAGACAGAGCUACAAGCGCUUGCGCGUUUGUUUAUGGCAAAUGACAACGACCACAUUGCUGAUCGCAUGAUCUCAAUGUUUCCCACAGAUCGAAGAGGUGUGAAUCAAUGGUACACCAACGAAGACGAAUAUGGUGCCAAGCUUUGGGACAUCGAGCCCACUGUACAGGUCAUUGGCAUUACAUCCAAUGGUUCUCUUGUGUUGGAUGGCUGCCGGGCAGCAACGAUUAGGUGGAAGAAUUUCCCAUCCGUAGCAUAUGCUACGAGGCGCUCUAUCCGACUUCAUCUUUUACUUGCAGUGCCAUAUCUGGCCUUGUUCUUCAUUGUAGCGAGUUGCUACAUGAUUAUCAUCGGAAAUCAAUGGUUUAGCGAUGAUAAAUACGAUGUUCUACGUAUAGCCGGCUACGUCACGCUUGCCUUCGCACUUAUUCUGCUAAUAUGUGCACCCGUCCUCACAAGUUACGCACACUCUGGACGCAUCGUCCUUGCUCGUCCAUGGCUGAUCGGAGUCAAAGGAGUCAUUUCUGCGCAGGAAGCCUCCGACCACCUGUAUGGGCGUCAGAUUUGGAGUUCUUGUCGCACCCUUUACUCUCCUUCCGGUUCACUUUUGGCGAAAUGGACAGAAAGUGAUUCCAAGUUCCGCGAAGGCCACAUUUCACAGUACGAAGCAGCCCUCACAGCCCCACCAUUCGACCCUAUUGAAGGUCACAUGUUCACCCUCGUUGACACUGUCUCAAGCACGAUUUACUAUUUCCGUGCGCAUAGGCCGCCCACAGUCUGUCUUUUUACUGGAUCAGAGGGCGGACAAGGGAGGUUUGUCUUGGCCAGUGAAGAAUGCAGCAGUAGCGAGCUGCGACGUGAGACGGUGCUUCGUAUGCCGACUUUCAUCUCUUCUUACAUGCACCUUUGUGAUUGGGUGGCUCUGGGUGGUAGACCUUAA